Messenger RNA from Parnassius mnemosyne (clouded apollo), 2357 nucleotides. Lineage: Eukaryota; Metazoa; Arthropoda; Insecta; Lepidoptera; Papilionidae. The record is from the annotation of a GenBank genome assembly.
GAGUCUUGUGAUUUGGGUUCUGUCGUGUGUUAUUUUAUAAUAACAAAUUCAGUUUCAGUUUAUUGACAAUGGCGUGCCUACAGUGCACCUCUGUAAUAGAUAAAAAUGAAUAAUAUUAUACUGCCGAUAAUAUGGGUCCCGAAAUAAUUUCCGUCAUCGAGCGGCAUCUUGGCCAUCUGGUUGAUGGAAUGAUGUGCUCACAAUGCUUUGCUAUCAUAAUGCAAGAAAUGUCUAAUGAUAGUGUUCUUGCACACGGAGAUCAUGAACUCAGCGUUGCCAUGAUAGCAAUGUUUAUGUUAGGUGUAGGACAUCUUUGUUUAGGACGUGUGCUCACUCGAUUCCCGAGGGUGCAGAAAGGCAAUAUAUUGCUGAAACAAUUGCUCCAAGAGAGAUACCAGAGGGUGCCUUAAUAUAUUUACUUGUUGGGUACAUACAACAACAAGCAUACAUAGCAGCUUCUACUCUUAUGAAUAUGAAUGCAGGUGUAUGGUGCUGACGGUCUCUUGCCCAGAUACAUAGCCACUAUACCUGAAGGACCUGAAUGGACCAUAAUAACAGAAACAAUAUAUCCAAGAGAGAUUCCACCAGGAGGACUGGUUUGCUAUGCUUGUUGGGUAGCAGCACAUAGAAAUGUGGAGCAUGCUACAAGGAUUGAGGAUAAUCGGCAAACUCCAGCCCCAUCUAGCCUUCACCAAGACUAUGUGUGUAUGGUGUAGAAUGUCGCUACACCGAAGACUAACACACAUGGCUAGUGGCCCUGUGAGAGAUGAAGUUCCAGCAAGAAUUUACCCAAAUGAGGUUAGAUUAUUUUAAUUUACCAAACCACCAUACACAAGUAACGUUACUGUACUUUCAACUAUUAGUAACCCUAUCUGUUGCCCCUAUGAGUAAAUUGUUUUUUUUAUUGUUUCAGUUACCAUAACAUGAGCUUUUUUGUUCCAACUGCUAGACAAAUGCCCAGGAAAAUAUAGGAAUGGAGCAAGAAGUGGUGCAACAAUUUGAUAUGCAGCCACCAAGUGCAUCAAUAACACUUGAUGGUUUUACACACACAACACAGACAAGUGCUCAUUGUUUUGUGCCGGCUUGUAGCAACAUAGAACGAAAUAGAGUGCCGGAAUACUUAAGAAAAAUUAUAUUAAAAACUCAAAAAAUAUUUGUGACUUUGGAAAAAAUAUUAUUGAUUCCCAAUCCCACAAGAAAUGAUUUAAUUAAUAGGAAUUUAUUACUACCCGAAGGCUUGUUUGGAAACAAAGAGGCAAGAGUACCUAUAAUAAUAUGUGAUGGUACCUAUAUAUAUAUAUCUUCAAAAAUCAUCCAACUACAUGUUUCAAAAACAUACUUAUAGCUUGCACAAAUAUAGAAACCUUGUUAAAUCUUUUCUCAUUGUUGCCACUAAUGGUUACAUUAUUGAUAUUUUGGGGCCCUAUCCAGCAACAAAAUCAGAUUCUGACAUCAUGAAAGCUUUAUUCCAAAAUGAAAACGAGGGUCUAAGGGCUUUUUUCAGCCCAAUGAUGUUUUCAUUUUGGAUUGAGGCUUUCGUGAUUCCAUUCUAAUGGUAGAGGGCCCUAACAAAGCCCAACGGCUUCAAAGUAUUUAAACCAGAGUCCUUAGAGCAAGGAGAGACUCGAUUAUCGACCAUCAAUGCGAACAAAACAAGGUAUGUGAUACUAUGCAGAUGGGUGGUAGAGGUAGUUAAUGGUCGAUUUAAAAGAGACAAAGCUACUGAGACAUGAAUAUUUUAAUUUGGCUGCCACCCAUUUGAUGGACUAUGUUCAUAUUUGUGCAGCUAUAAUUACUGCCUUCCAUCCAGUGAUUAAAAAUAGACCAGAUGCUUAUACUAUACUUACUCGAGCAAUGCAGAGAAAAAAUAUGCCCAACCGGUUAACAGAACUUAUAAUUGCUAACCGGAUCAACCGCUUUACUGACUUACUAACUUAAUACUUUUUGGGUUAGGUACCUAUCAAAUAAAACAGGCUAGAAGCUAUUUCUGGGAACACAUUAGGCAGCAUGGAUCAUUUCAGAUAGAAGUAUCGGACGAACUGGAAGUAGUAGCAGAAGCAACCCUAUCCCAACUUGAUCCUUUUUUAAUAAGAGGCCAUAUAAAAUCUCGACAUGCUCAGGACAAACAUAUACCUACAUAUUACUGGCAAGGGAAGGAUCAAGUGGGGAUGAUAAAAUAAUUAGCUAUUGUAAUUGUAUCUUCGGACAACGGACAAUGGGUUGCUGUGCUCAUGUCAUGACCUUUGUGUGGUAUUUGGGUUGGGCUCAGUACCAAGAGAGCAUAGAAGCACCGGUGUCAUUCCUGGAUGGAAUAUUAAUAAGGGAUGAUGUGGAAAACGAAUAAAAUCAUAAGUCCC